CGUCACAAAUCCAUGCCCCCUUUUUUUUAAGCCACCCCGACACCAGCACAGCCUGCCAGCCACCCGCUUCUCACAGAUUCACAUGGCGCCUGCAGAUCUGCUGGGUGGGGCAGGAACUGGGGACUGUUUACAAGUGAAACUCGCUGUAGCUUUACACCUCAAUAAAUAAUGGACAGGAAACUGAAUCUGGACCGAGCUGAGACAUUCUCCUUUGUCAACCCAUGGAUCAGAUACUUUCUCUUCUUCUUCAGUUUCUUAUUUUGGGUUUUCUCCCUGUUGAUUGUUGCAAUUGGUGUGUAUGCUAAAGUCCAGAAGGCCACAGACACGGUGAGGGACACGUUCCUGAUCGACCCGGCUGUCAUCCUAAUUGUGGUGGGGGUGGUCAUGUUCUUCAUCACUUUCUGUGGCUGUAUUGGAGCUCUCAGAGAGAACAUUCGCCUCCUCAAGACAUUCUCCUUCAGCCUCACACUGGUCUUCCUCACCCAGCUGGCCAUAGCGAUUCUGGGCUUCUUUUACUCUGAUCAGGCACGGGAUGCUUUGGGAAAGUUUGUAAAGAAAGCAAUUGUGCACUACAGGGAUGACCUGGAUCUGCAGAACCUGAUGGAUUACAUUCAAAAAGAGUUCAAGUGUUGUGGAUGGAACAACUACACUGAUUGGUCUUGGAACCUCUACUUUAAUUGUACACAUGACAACCCCAGCUCUGAGCGCUGUGGUGUGCCUUAUUCCUGCUGUACUCCUGUUCCUGGGGAGGCAGUGAUCAACACUAUGUGCGGUUUUGGAGUUCAAACGCAGAACUUCAUGGAGGCAAACAAGUCGAUCUACCCAGUAGGCUGUGCGGACAAAGCAGUGAUGUGGAUCGAGUCUCAUCUGCUGCUGGUGGGAGCUCUCGCCUUGGGUCUGGCCUUGCCUCAGAUUGCAGGAAUUGUGCUGUCCCAGAUCCUGAUCUCUCAGAUUCAAGAUGAGAUUACCUCAGUGCUGUGAGAGCGCUACGACAAAGGGG
Oreochromis aureus is the source of this 1000-nucleotide messenger RNA. It is a transcript of the gene tspan33b, whose product is annotated as tetraspanin 33b. Bases 169 to 981 code for a protein of 270 amino acids. Gene Ontology annotation, cellular component: membrane. NCBI's taxonomy places the organism in Eukaryota, Metazoa, Chordata, Actinopteri, Cichliformes, Cichlidae. The record is from RefSeq and is a predicted model, not a curated record. The transcript is spliced from 8 exons.